AUGGUUCGAGUACAUGAUUCUGAAGAAAACGAAGCUCCCGAUGAAGAACUGACGAAGGAGUUCGCUCCACAGGAAAUACCUAUGCAAACGGAACCUCCUCCCACAACGUCCACUGCAGUGACGACGACGAAGGAGUCGCUGAAAGAUGUGGUGUUGGGCAAAGUAAUCGACGUGAAGGACGUCGUCAAGUCAAAAGUCAUGAAGGAAACAGGAAUGCCAGAAUGGAUGUUUGUGUUUCUCGGAAUCAUUGCCAUUAUCGUGGUUCUUCUCAUAGCGUAUCUGAUUAUCAGAAAGCUUUUCGGGAAGAAACGUCAUGGUGAUAAGAACAAAAGCAAAGGCUUCAAAGACUUCUUUGGGAAAGGCACCGAUUUGAUCGCUGGGAAAGAUGUAAUAGGCAAUCUCCAACAAGACAUGGAAGAGUUAGAAGAAAACAUGGAACAGAAUGAGAAAGCUCAAGCCGAUGAAAAAGAAGAGGUGAAACUCGGCAGGAUACAGUACAAGCUUGAUUACGAUUUCCAGCAGGGGCAGUUGUCCGUCACUGUGAUCCAAGCCGAAGAUCUGCCAGGAAUGGACAUGAGUGGUACCUCUGAUCCGUAUGUCAAGCUGUAUUUAUUACCCGAGAAAAAGAAGAAGGUCGAAACGAAAGUUCACAGAAAGACGCUAAAUCCUGUGUUCAAUGAGACAUUCAUUUUUAAGGUGGCUUUCAAUGAAAUCACAGCAAAGACGCUAGUUUUUGCCAUUUACGAUUUCGACCGAUUCAGUAAACAUGACCAAAUCGGACAGGUACUGAUUCCACUUGGUAAGAUCGAUCUUGGUCAAGUGAUUGAAGAGUGGAAGGACAUUGCACCUCCACCCGACGACAAAGAAGCUGUCAGUUUUUUGAAUCUAUUUCUUCUUCGUUUUAUUCCACCUUCAGUGUACAAAAAUCUUUUUUUAUCUCAGGAGAAAAGCCUUGGCGAUAUAUGUUUUUCUCUACGAUAUGUUCCCACAGCCGGAAAGCUAACAGUAGUCAUAUUGGAGGCAAAAAAUUUGAAGAAAAUGGACGUUGGUGGAUUAUCAGAUCCAUACGUGAAGAUUGUACUCAUGCAAGGCGGCAAACGAUUAAAAAAGAAAAAAACCUCAAUUAAAAAGUGCACUCUCAAUCCAUACUAUAACGAAUCGUUCUCGUUUGAAGUGCCAUUCGAGCAAAUACAGAAAGUCUCACUUAUGAUUACCGUAAUGGAUUACGAUAAACUCGGAUCGAAUGAUGCUAUUGGAAGAUGUCUUCUCGGAUGUAAUGCCACAGGAGCAGAAUUGAGGCACUGGAUGGACAUGCUUGCAUCUCCGCGACGGCCGAUCGCUCAGUGGCAUACGUUGGGACCUGUGGAGGAUGAGGCCGAGAAAAAAUAG
Angiostrongylus costaricensis is the source of this 1389-nucleotide messenger RNA. The record is from the annotation of a GenBank genome assembly. NCBI's taxonomy places the organism in Eukaryota, Metazoa, Nematoda, Chromadorea, Rhabditida, Metastrongylidae.